AUGUCUAUUCCUACUGGUUUUGCUUUACCACUCCCGACACAAAGCCAACGUUGGUAUAGCUUUUAUCGCUCUGAAAUUAAAGGAGCAGGAAACAGAUAUACUGCAAAAUGUAAAUACUGCUUGUGUGAAUUAAGUGGUAAAUCUGAAAGGCUUCAUCGACAUGUUCUUCGGUGCAGUGAUUAUCCUGUCGCUGAAAAAACUAUUUAUCUUCAAAAAAUAACCGAAGAAAGCCUUCCAUCUCGAAAACGCAUCUAUGAUAAUGAGGAUAGUAUUUCUAUUGAGCAAACUGAUCAUA
Scutellospora calospora is the source of this 295-nucleotide messenger RNA. The record is from the annotation of a GenBank genome assembly. Lineage: Eukaryota; Fungi; Glomeromycota; Glomeromycetes; Diversisporales; Gigasporaceae.